Molecule: messenger RNA, 4433 nt
Organism: Grammomys surdaster
Lineage: Eukaryota; Metazoa; Chordata; Mammalia; Rodentia; Muridae
Gene: Znf24
Product: zinc finger protein 24
Exons: 5
Coding region: 1501-2607 (368 amino acids)
Biological process (GO): regulation of transcription by RNA polymerase II
Molecular function (GO): DNA-binding transcription factor activity, RNA polymerase II-specific; RNA polymerase II cis-regulatory region sequence-specific DNA binding
Source: RefSeq, a predicted model, not a curated record
GCGGAGGGUCCCGAGCCAGAGGCUCUGGCGGUUCGCGGAGGAUUCUGGGAGACGCUCAAGCCGAGAUGGGAGCCGGCGGUCGCGCACAACCUGCUGGGAUUUGUAGUCCCGCCAGUCCAGGGCGGAAGUGCCUUUCCUGUGUGGCGGGGUGGUUCUGGGGCCUCUGCGGCCCUUCUUGGUGAAUGCUGGGAAGAGGUCGUCGGAGUAGCUGGGACAGGCUGGGCGCCGUGAGGCGGGAGGUCGCUGAAGACUGGGAUCCCGCCGAGUGCCGGACGGCGUUCCUCCACAUCCCAUGAGCUUGGUGCAAUACAAAGUAAAAGAAAAAGCAGUUUCUAUUACGUAGAAAUACUUGAGCUGUUGAUAAAGUCGGGUCCAGGAAUAAGAACGAAUAACUUUGAUUUUGUUAUCAGGACAUCCCACUUCUGAGUAUCUAUCUAUAUGACCUGUCAGUUUGAUACAGCAUUUUCUGAUCGUUUGUCUUCAUCUUGACCGGUUUCAAUAAGGUUUUCUAAAGUUUCUGGUUUUUAGGUUCUUUCUUGGCUCUGAUAAACAAACAGUAGCUGUAAACUGUAGCACGGUUAUGAUUUUGCAGAUACCAAAAGGAUCAGAAAGUAGCUCAAAUUUCCCCAAAGGAAAAGCUAGGGGAAGCUGCCCGAGGAAAAGCCUCCCGUCCACUGUGAGAAGUUGUGAGUGCUUUUUCCUAAUAGAAUUUGCUGCGGUUGAUGCUUGUAUGGAUGGUGUGGUGGAAGCCUGGGUAAUAUUUGCAUGCUAUGUAAAAUUGUUUCUUCCCCAGUGUUAUGUGAUCUGUUACUGAACUGUGUAAAGAAAGCCUGUGACAAGAUCUACUAGCCCAGGUUGGCCUGGCCAUGUAGACGAGGACUAUCUUGCUCUGCUAGUGUUGAGGUUACAGAUUUAGGACACAUACCUAGCUACAAGUUAACAUUCUUCACAUAUAUUUUAGGUUUAGGGAGUUCCUAAACAAAUAACAUAGCAUUUAUACACAAUUCUGAGCGUUAGCUCAGCAGUAGAGCACGAUGUGUAGAUGUGUAAGCUCCCUGGAUAGUCGGUAAUUCCAGGGGGUUCAGGCUGGGGGCGAAGUUGAUCUGCCCAAGAUCCCAGAUUGCACAUAGCAAAAGGAGGGAACUAACUCUUGCCUGUUGUCCUCUGACCUCCACGCCUGUGCUGAUAUGUUCCAACACAAAAUAAAUGGCAAAAAACAUGUUUUGUGUGUCCUACCCUUCUGAAUAUUUAGUUUGUUAUUUUAUGUAUACUUGCUGGUGUGUUUGCCUGGUGCCUAAGGAGGUGAGAAGAGAGAGGUUUGUGGUGCUGGGAAAUAAACCAGGGUCCACUGCAAGGGAAUACCUUCUUAACUGCUGAAACAAGGAGUCCCAAGCUUCAGCACAUUUGGAGAACACUGAGGAGUACUUUUGAAGAAAACAAGGUAUUUCUCUGAGGUCUAUAUCUUGCCUCGAUUGCCUUUUCUUGAAGUAUUGUAACAGGAUGUCUGCACAGUCAGUGGAAGAAGAUUCAGUACUUAUCAUCCCAAAUCCAGAUGAAGAAGAAAAAAUUCUGAGAGUGAAACUAGAGGAAGAUCCCGAUGGUGAAGCGGGAUCGAGCAUUUCCUGGAACCAUCUCCCUGACCCAGAGAUUUUCCGGCAGCGGUUCAGGCAAUUUGGAUACCAGGAUUCACCAGGACCUCGAGAGGCAGUGAGCCAGCUCCGAGAACUGUGCCGCCUGUGGCUCAGACCAGAGACACACACAAAGGAGCAGAUACUGGAGCUGGUAGUUUUGGAGCAGUUUGUUGCCAUCCUUCCCAAGGAGCUCCAGACUUGGGUUCGAGAGCAUCACCCAGAGAAUGGAGAGGAGGCGGUGGCUGUUCUAGAGGACUUGGAGAGUGAACUUGAUGACCCUGGACAGCCGGUUUCUCUCCGUCGGCGGAAACGGGAAGUGCUUGUAGAAGAGAUAGCAUCUCAAGAAGACGCUCAGGGAUUACCAAGUUCUGAGCUUGAUGCUGUAGAGAACCAGCUCAAGUGGGCAUCCUGGGAACUCCACUCUCUGAGGCACUGUGAUGAUGAUGCCACGACAGAAAAUGGAGCACUGGCUCCAAAGCAGGAGAUUGCUUCAGCGGGAGAGUCUCAUGAAGUUCCAGGCACUCUCAAUAUAGGUGUAUCUCAGAUUUUUAAAUAUGGAGAAACCUGUUUUCCCAAGGGCAGGUUUGAAAGAAAGAAAAAUCCUUCUAGAAAGAAACAACACAUAUGUGACGAGUGUGGGAAACACUUCAGUCAGGGUUCUGCCCUCAUUCUUCAUCAGAGAAUCCACAGUGGGGAGAAACCCUAUGGAUGUGUUGAAUGUGGAAAAGCCUUCAGCAGAAGUUCCAUCCUUGUGCAACACCAGAGAGUCCAUACCGGAGAGAAACCCUACAAAUGUCUUGAAUGUGGGAAAGCCUUUAGCCAGAAUUCUGGGCUCAUUAAUCAUCAGCGAAUCCACACUGGGGAGAAACCUUAUGAAUGUGUUCAGUGUGGGAAAUCCUAUAGUCAGAGCUCAAAUCUUUUUAGACAUCAGAGAAGACACAAUGCAGAAAAACUUUUGAAUGUUGUGAAGGUUUAAGAAAUUAGGAGGAAACAAUUAGCACUCAGGUCUUUUUCUUCAGAAAUGAAGACAAAAUUAAAAACAUGAAGAGAUAUGGAAUCUAUUUUUCCCCGUUGACUGAGAAAAUGCACUGGGAAAUACAAAAAAAAAAAAAAAACUUUCACCAUUAUUAUCUUGAAAGAAAUGGUGUUAUACCUGCCUAGAAACUGAAAUUUUAAGUAAUUCAGGUGUUAAACAUAAAUUCUCCAUGUGAUGUUUAUAUUCUCUUUUUUUCUCCCCAAGUAAUGAGCUACCUGAUUCUUUGUCCCUUUUUCAGACAGCUACUGUUUCUGUGUUGGUCAUUGGAGUGUUGUUCUGUGAGGGUGCACACCUUUUUAUUUUAAAAGGCAACACAGGAAUUGUAAAGUCUAAAAGCCCAUCUUCAAGAUUUAGAAACAUCCUUGAAAGCUUAGUUUCCUUUUGUUCAGGUUGUGUAUUUUUGAGAAAAUAGAAGAUAAAGGCCAAAGCCUCGGAGUCAGAUGAGCCUUAAGAUCUCAGAUGAGUAAUGGUAGCAGAACUUCAAUGAGUGGAGGGGACACACUGGGGAAAGUACCCAGUGAAGCAUGUCACUUAGGUACAGUCAUCCCGCAGGAAAACGAAAAGUGAUUUUAUCUAACUUGUGGGAAUCUUACUAAUUAAAGUGGUUUUCCUGUGUAAAAACAGACAGUUGUAAAAGUGAUGGUAAAGACACCAAGGAAGAGUGUAGUGAUGUUGACAUGGCUUUUAGAGAAACUCAGCCGUCUAACUCAUUUGCCUCAUCCUGGUUAAGGAUAGGACAUUCCUUGAUGGGGUAGGCAGUAAUAUCAGGUUUGCUAUUUUUAUUCCUUUGGUACAAAAGGGUUGAACACCAGGCUAAAACAGCCACACAUUUAUUAUUAAACAUUUUUACCGACAAUGCACUGUGCUAGGUACUGUAAUCCUACCGUACAUAGGUAGGUAUUUGUUCCACUGUAAGUCAUAAGGGGUUUCCCCAUCAGCAUUCCCAGGUCACCUCUGAGAGCCCCAGAGUUGUAGUUCUCUUGCCAGUAUGUUGUGUUUGGAGGGAGACGUUGGCUCAGAGAGCUAGCUAGUCAGCUCUUAGCAUUCUUCACAGGUGAGCUCAUGACACACUCUUUUAGUUUUAAAAUUAAUGAAUCUUAAAAAUGCAGACAUCAUUUCUAGUAGCAUUGUGGCUGUAACUACAUGUUGAAUGGACUGUACUUUAAACAACUAAACUAUUAAUAACUAGUUUAUUAACUGUCAGAGUUGAUUUUUUUUUAAAUUUACAGUCUUAACACAUUUUUUUAAAAAAUGUAUUAAAAGUAAUACAUUUUAGUAGAAGGAUUCUGUAUGCCUUGGCUAAGAAUCCAAGUACUGUGGCUCUACUGUUUAAUGGAAGACUAUGGAAAGUUAAAGCAUUGGGUGAGAGAAGAGGCUUUUUUAUAUAAGACAGGCAUUGUUACAUGGAAAAUUAUCCAUGGAAGUACAGGUAUUUAAUACCUCCAGUGAUUUGGGUCAUAUCUAGUGCUUUGUCAAAUUUUACCAUGAAAAGUGAGAUUUUUGCGUGAGCCUGUUGAAAAGCAGUAAUAAAUGCCAGGCAGCUGGUAAAAUGAGGCAGAAUGAAGCUUGCUCAUGAUUUCCUGAUAACAAUUAUAAGAAAUGUGCUUUAUAGAUUAAGAUUUAUUGAAGUAUAAAUAUGUAGUAAUGCUAUAAUGUAUUUUUAAGUUAUACAAGAAAAUGUAGGGACUUUUGUUUGGGUUUUUCUCUGUGGCUGAGAGGAAACAAGUUGUUCAAUAAAGCUGGAAACUACUCUGCUCUAAGAUAAA